Diutina rugosa is the source of this 2079-nucleotide messenger RNA. Its product is annotated as flavin-containing monooxygenase. NCBI's taxonomy places the organism in Eukaryota, Fungi, Ascomycota, Pichiomycetes, Serinales, Debaryomycetaceae. The record is from RefSeq and is a predicted model, not a curated record. The transcript has a single exon. Gene Ontology annotation, molecular function: monooxygenase activity; flavin adenine dinucleotide binding. Bases 1 to 2079 code for a protein of 692 amino acids.
AUGGCCACUACUGUCACCCCUCAACCAAAGCCUGUGGCCGCCCGAGCUGCCCCUACCGCUGCUGCUCAAGCUCAAGCUCAAGCUGUGUCUACUACUGCUCAGCCUGCCAAGCCGGGGAUGCCGUUGCCCGUUAAAGCGACCGUUGCCAUGGCGCAGGAAGUGAACCCGCCGUUGGUCGAGGACGCCGUCGACGAGGAUAUCGCCCCCGAGUACGUCUACGGCGCCGAAGAGGCCAACCCGGACGCGAUCAAGGACACCGAUGUGUUCGCCCUUGCUGGCCAGUGGGUGGACGCGUGGAACGCUGAGCUCGAGGCGUUGAACGCCGCCGACAGCAACCGCAAGCCCCAGUGGGACCACUUGGUCGCCGCCCACGCCCAGUUGAAGGACCAGUUGGCGUUGACGUUCGACUUCCACCAAUACGACUCCCGCGACAAGAUUGCCAAGGUGCUCACCGAGACCGCCCCGAAAGUGCACCCCCGCAAGUUUACCAUCGACACCAAGGCCGACCCGCGCUACCCGAACUCGGUGUCGGUGCAGACGGUCCACCCCGCUAGUGGCAGCACUCCCCCCAUUGAAUGGGUGCAGGUGGUGUGUGACUUUGAGACCGACCAGGGGUACGGCAAGGCGCUUUUGCGGUUGAUCUCCGUCAGCGACGACCAGGCUCCCGGCGGGCUCAAGGCCUACUGUAUCUACACUGGUUUGGACCAGAUUAAGGGCCACGAAGAACGCCUUGGCGCUCGCCGCGGCGAGGGUGUCAACCACGGCCAGCACGAAGGGCGCACCCUGUGGAAGGAGAACCGCGAAGCCGACUUCGAAUGGGGCCAGGACAAGCAGCCGACGGUGCUUAUCGUUGGUGGCGGCCAGGGUGGUUUGAAUACCGCCGCCCGCCUCAAAGUGAUGGGGGUGGACUCGCUCAUCGUCGAGAAGAACGACCGGAUCGGCGACAACUGGCGCAACCGGUACAAGUUCUUGGUGUUGCACGACCCCGUGUGGUACGACCACUUGGCGUACAUCAACUUCCCCGACACCUGGCCCGUGUUCACCCCGAAGGACAAGCUCGGCGACUGGUUCGAGAGCUACGCCCAGCUGAUGGAGUUGCUGUACUGGACCCAGCGCCUCGUGACGGGAGCCGAGUUUGACGACGCCACCAAGACGUGGACGGUCCAGGUGAAGAACUUGGCCACCGGCGACACCACUACCCUCAACCCCAAGCACGUCGUCAUGCUGACGGGCCACUCGGGUGAACCCAACGUCCCCCAGUUUAAGGACCAGGACAAGUUCAAAGGCGAGAUCCACCACUCGUCGCAGCACACCACCGGUAAGGCGUACCAGGGGGAAAACUGUCUCGUUGUUGGUGCCUGCAACUCCGCCCACGACAUCGCCCAGGACUUCUACGAGCAGGGCGCCAUCCCCACGUUGUUGCAGCGGUCGCUGACGUGUGUGAUCAACUCGGAGAUCGGGCUCAAGAUCACCACCGCCGGCCUCUACGAAGAAGGCGGGCCCCCUACGGCAACCGCCGACUUGAUCUUCCAGCUGAUCCCGCUCAAAUUGUUGAACAUGGUGAUGCAGCAGCAGUACCGCCAGACGUGCAUCGCCGAGAAGGAGUUGCACGACUCGCUCAAGCGUGUGGGCUUCAAGAUGGACGCCGGCUACGGCGGCACCGGGCUCUUCGGCAAGUACUUUAGACGUGGUGGCGGCUACUACAUCGACGUCGGGUGCUCGAAGUUGAUUGCCGACAAGAAGAUCAACUGGAAGCAGGGGGUGGAAAUCGAUCGUUUCACCGAAAACGGCGUCGUCUUCACCGACGGGUCGACGAUGGACAACGUCGCCUGCGUGGUGUUGGCCACCGGCUACUCCAACAUGCGAGACACCGCCCGCCGCAUCUUUGGCGAUAAAGUCGCCGACCGCUUGAACCCGGUGUGGGGGUUGAACGACGAAGGCGACUUGAACACGAUGUGGCGCGACCUGGGCCACCCCAACUUCUGGUACAUGGGGGGCAACUUGGCGUUGCUGAGAUUCUAUCUGAAGAUGUUGGCGUUGCGCAUCAUCGCCGAGGAAAAGGGGUUCAUUGACCACUAG